Acomys russatus (golden spiny mouse) is the source of this 2579-nucleotide messenger RNA. It is a transcript of the gene Dlgap5, whose product is annotated as DLG associated protein 5. Gene Ontology annotation, cellular component: cytoplasm; spindle pole centrosome; nucleus. The transcript is spliced from 19 exons. Bases 1 to 2481 code for a protein of 826 amino acids. Lineage: Eukaryota; Metazoa; Chordata; Mammalia; Rodentia; Muridae. Gene Ontology annotation, molecular function: microtubule binding. The record is from RefSeq and is a predicted model, not a curated record. Gene Ontology annotation, biological process: signaling; mitotic spindle organization; centrosome localization.
AUGCCUGUGUCACAUUUUGCCAGUCGACUAAGGAAAGAUUUGAGCACUGAAAUGAUUAGAACUAACAUUGCUCACAGAAAGUCAUUAUCUCAAAAGGAGAACAGACACAAGGUAUAUGAACGAAAUAGAUGCUUCGGCUUGAAAGACGUCAACAUUCCCCUGGAAGGUAAAGAUCUUGUUAAUAUACUUGAGACGUCCCAAGACCACGCUCCAGAAAAGGCCAGCACCAAAACAAAGGCAGUGAAAGUGGUUCUGAGUGACCAACGGAAACAACUCCUCCAAAAGUACAAAGAAGAAAAGCAGCUUCAAAAAUUAAAAGAACAGCGAGAGAAAGCUAAACGCGGAGUGUUCAAAGUGGGUCUCUACAGACCUGCCGCACCGGGAUUCCUCACCACAGACCAGCGGAGCGUCAGAGCUGAGCCAGAAAAGGCUUUUCCAUACAGUGGGCGGAUUACAAGAUCAAAGGUCAGAGUCCAUAUGGAACAGACUAAGGUAGACAACAAGACUGUCCCUCAGGCAACCCAGUCUGGCCACAGGCAGCCUCCUGAAAAGAAAAUAAUGGACAAAGAGAAAAAAGCUGUGCAGCCCAUGGUGUCCACAUCAUGGAAAGUGACUGGAUCAGGUGCGACUCAGAGGACAAAGACGAUUGCCCGGACAGUCCCGUCUACUAUAAGAAAGCCAGUCACAAGAGCUGCCAGUGAGACCGGAUCAGAAAGAACUGGACCGAGCAGAGGUAGACCCGCCAAAAAGGAAGACGCCAAGCCAGGCAAGGUAGAGAGCAGCAUUGGCUUAGUCAUUUCUUCUAAAGUUGAGAGUGAAGAUUCACAGACCAGCGUAGCAAAUGAAAUGGAUCCAGGCGGACUCUUCCAAGCAAUGGAAAGCUUGCCUAAGACCGCUCCUGCAAAAGUGAAAGAACGGAAUUCCUUUGCACCUAAGCAUUGUGUAUUUCAGCCACCAUGUGGUCUGAAGACCUACCGAGUGACUCCUAUGAGUCCUAGAAGUGCCAACGCUUUCUUGAUACCCACUUGUGAUUGGAACCUUUUGAAACCAGAAGUCACUACAACUCAAGACACAGCAAAUGAAAUCUCAGUACAGCAAAAGUUGAAUAAAUCACGAUCCGCUUUGGAUUCACUAACAGACUGUAAUGAAGAACGUGGCUUACAUCACAAAACAGCUCCCACUUCAGACUCGAAUCCCCUCUCAGUGAGGGAAGUCACAGCACCUGGAGGAGGCGAAGGCCAGACGGCUCAGCCGCAGCAUGACGUGCUGUAUUUCAGACAGAUUCUCCAAUCAGAGACUGACACGUUAACCUCGCACUGCCUGGAGUGGGAGAGGAAGCUGGGGCUGGACAUUCCUGAUGACGCUAAAGAUCUUAUUCGAACAGCAAUUGGUCAAACAAGACUCCUUAUUAAGGAGAGAUUCAAACAGUUUGAAGGACUGGUGGAUAAUUGUGAAUACAAACGAGGUGAAAAGGAGACGACCUGCACGGAUCUGGAUGGAUUUUGGGAUAUGGUUGGUUUUCAGGUGGAGGAUGUAAAACAAAAGUUCAACAACCUGACCAAACUGGAGGAAUCUGGGUGGAAAGACAGGGACCCAAGCACGAUGCUGCCCCGGAAAAAAAUUGUGCCAGGUAGAACAAGCAAAGCAAAGCAGGAUGAUGAUGGCCGAAAGGCCGCUAGAAACCGUCUCGCUGCCAUAAAAAAUGCAAUGAGAGAGAGGCUGCGGCAGGAAGAGCGCGCCCCAGUGGCAACCGCGGAAACGCCAAAGGAAGUUGACAAGAUAGUGUUUGAUGCUGGGUUUUUCAGAAUCGAGAGUCCUGUUAAGUCAUUUUCAGGGCUUUCUUCUGAACGUCGUUCUCAGAGAUUUGGAACGCUUGCAUCUGCCAGCAGAGAUGUGCCUGAGACCAGGGCUGCAGGGAACCUUCUAAGACAAACGAUGUCACUGCAGAAGCCUGACCCUCAGAGCAGCGACAGUGAACGGGCUGAUGAGACGUUGUUGUCAACUAUUCUUGAAAGCAGGUGCAGCCGGGUAGAGGGCGCUCCACAUUCCAGAGAACAAGAUUCAAGUGAUGUAGACUAUGAUGGAAGUAAGGUAACUGCGGGGGUGGAUCUGCCUCUUCCUGCUGGUGGACUGGCGGGGGAUGUUUACACUGACCAAAAAGAAGCUGUGCCAGGUGUGGAAGGAGUCGGGCUGCACCCUAAAGUCACCUGCCAGGAUGUGGUGAUGAGUGACCUUGACAAAACCAGCCCCUCGCACAGGAACUCCUCAGCAGCAGCUGAUGCGCCCCAGUCAGUUCUAUUCCACAGAAACCUCACUUCUGAAUGCCCCCCUCUUAAUCUACCAGGCCUAAGCUGCACCAGCCCCUUCGUGCAGGAGGAGACCAGGCCAAAAGAUCGCGCCAGACUCUUCUCCUUCGGUGGUGACCUCAUCGUCUUCUCACCGCUAAGACCCCAACGUAAAGAACACCAGGAGGACUUUUAAUUUAAAAGUAAUUCCACACAUUUUAAAAAUACAUGUCGUUAAUUCCCUGAUACACUCUUAAGCUGUUGGAGAUUUUGGAAUAUAUUGUCCCACACAAU